Messenger RNA from Aethina tumida (small hive beetle), 492 nucleotides. It is a transcript of the gene RpLP1, whose product is annotated as 60S acidic ribosomal protein P1. Lineage: Eukaryota; Metazoa; Arthropoda; Insecta; Coleoptera; Nitidulidae. The transcript is spliced from 2 exons. Gene Ontology annotation, cellular component: cytosolic large ribosomal subunit; ribosome. Bases 105 to 443 code for a protein of 112 amino acids. Gene Ontology annotation, molecular function: protein kinase activator activity; structural constituent of ribosome; ribonucleoprotein complex binding. Gene Ontology annotation, biological process: cytoplasmic translation; translational elongation. The record is from RefSeq and is a predicted model, not a curated record.
GAAAAGUUUCUUUCCGUUUAGAACAGUGACGAGUGCUUGUUCUCAGCAGAGCUAAGGCCCGUUUGGCGACUUGCACGAAAGUUAUCAAAUAAAAAACAAAGAAAAUGGCAUCCAAAGCUGAAUUGGCUUGCGUAUACUCCGCUUUGAUUCUCGCUGACGACGAUAUCGCCGUCACCGGUGAAAAACUCCAAACCAUCUUGAAAGCCGCCAAUGUGGAGGUCGAGCCCUACUGGCCUGGACUCUUCGCCAAAGCUUUGGAAGGUGUAAACAUCAAGGAAUUGAUCACCAAGAUCGGUUCUGGAGUUGGUGCUGCACCAGCUGGCGGAGCUGCCGCUCCAGCUGCCGGUGCCCCAGCCGCCGCCGCUCCCGCCAAGGAGGAGAAGAAGAAGGAAGAAGAACCUGAAGAGUCUGACGACGACAUGGGUCUUGGACUUUUCGAUUAAGUUAAGACUUAACUGUUUUAAUUUAAGAAUAAAGUUUUUUUAAGAACAA